CGCGCCCCUCUACGACCCAUUCCCCGCGAUUUGCUGUUGGAAACGGACGGACUACCGCCUCAUCAUAUAUCGAUACACCUCUAAUUAUGGCUGUCUUUGCCAUCAACGACCGAACGGAAGAGUUCCGACAGAUUGUUGCGGCUGCCCAGCGUAGGCAGGCCACAAAGCCGGGAAAGCAGCGACUUCUGGACACCGCUCAACAACAUGCUGCCAGCAGCGAUGCCCAGCCCAGAAGGUCUGAGUUUGCGAGGGGGGCUGCAGAGAUUGGAAGGGGUAUCUCUGCGACAAUGGCCAAGCUGGAAAAGCUAGCACAGCUGGCCAAGAAGAAGACUCUUUUCGAUGACAGGCCUGUCGAAAUCAACGAGUUGACCUUCGUCAUCAAGCAAGACCUGUCUUCGUUGAACGAGAAGAUCAGGAACCUGCAAGAUCUCUCUAGACGUCUGCACCCGAAGCCCGACCAAGAAGGGGAGAACAACAAAAACAUUCUCCUGCUCCUACAGGGCAAGCUGGGAGAUGUUGGUGCUAAUUUCAAGGACGUGCUCGAAAUCAGAACCAAGAACAUUCAGGCGUCGAGGUCGAGGACUGAGAACUUCGUCUCGUCAGUAGGUCAGCACGCACAUGCUUCCUUGCAACAAUCUGCGUCACCUCUAUACGGCACGCCUAGUAGGGGAACGCCAGCGCCAGGGCAGCAAGAUCUGAUCUCGCUGAACCCGAUGGGAGAUCAGCAGAUGCAGCUCCAGAUGUUGGAGGAAGGCCAAAACACCUACGUCCAACAACGAGGGCAAGCGAUCGAGGCUAUUGAGUCGACUAUCAAUGAGCUGGGUUCCAUUUUUGGGCAGCUCGCGGCCAUGGUCAGCGAACAAUCUGAGAUGAUACAAAGAAUUGAUGCCAACACAGAGGACGUGGUAGAGAACGUCGAAGGCGCGCAAAAAGAACUGCUCAAAUAUUGGAGCCGUGUUUCAAGUAAUAGAUGGCUCUUAGCCAAGAUGUUUGGUGUUUUGAUGAUUUUCUUCCUUCUCUGGGUAUUAAUUGCCGGGUAGACGGCAGUUUUGGCGGCGUUUCAGUAAUAUUAUACUUCUUCUUUAUAAUGCAUGCAGAGGCGUCUCUUGUAGACUUUAUGCAUUAAUUAUACAUUUUCUCUUCCUCA
This is a messenger RNA of Neurospora tetrasperma FGSC 2508, 1147 nucleotides long. RefSeq lists its product as uncharacterized. The transcript has 4 exons. The coding region runs from base 87 to 1040 and encodes 317 amino acids. Gene Ontology annotation, biological process: endoplasmic reticulum to Golgi vesicle-mediated transport; intracellular protein transport; vesicle fusion. Gene Ontology annotation, cellular component: SNARE complex; endomembrane system; Golgi membrane. The record is from RefSeq and is a predicted model, not a curated record. NCBI's taxonomy places the organism in Eukaryota, Fungi, Ascomycota, Sordariomycetes, Sordariales, Sordariaceae. Gene Ontology annotation, molecular function: SNARE binding; SNAP receptor activity.